Molecule: messenger RNA, 3758 nt
Organism: Danio aesculapii
Lineage: Eukaryota; Metazoa; Chordata; Actinopteri; Cypriniformes; Danionidae
Gene: frzb
Product: frizzled related protein
Exons: 7
Coding region: 389-1327 (312 amino acids)
Biological process (GO): non-canonical Wnt signaling pathway; canonical Wnt signaling pathway
Cellular component (GO): cytoplasm
Molecular function (GO): Wnt-protein binding
Source: RefSeq, a predicted model, not a curated record
GUGGGCUGCUUCAUGUCCCCUGCCCACCUCCUCUUAUUUCUCCUCCUCCAGCUCUCUUCAUCCAGUCGCUUUCUGUCAGCAGGAGCCGGAGGAGAGACCAGUUCACAAGCGCGCUCCUUACGCGAGGAACCCUCAGCAUUUCCACAAGAGAAUUUCUUCUUCUUUUUGUCUUAACUCCAGUUAUUUCAUCGACAAUUUCAAAAAAAGAGAUGAGCUUUUGUGCUCUUACCAUCCGAUGCAUUCCCUCAGAAUGGUGAAGUUAGUUUGAGGAACUUUCGUUUGGCACCGCCGGGGAGCUUUUUACGCGCAAGAGUCUCCAAAACAUCUCCGCAUGUCAUUCUUCUAUUAACUCCGCUUUUUUAAUUAUUAUAUUUUUUUUAAGCAAAAAAUGUUUUCUUACGAGAUGUUCAUCUGCGUCCUGGCCUUCGCAUGUCUCCUGGAGAUCCCGCGGGGCACCGGAGCCGCGUCCUGCGAGCCCAUCCGCAUCCCCAUGUGCAAAUCCAUGCCCUGGAACAUGACCAAGAUGCCCAACCACCUCCAUCACAGCACGCAGGCCAACGCCGUCCUGGCCAUCGAGCAGUUUGAAGGGCUUCUGGGCACCCAGUGCAGCGCGGAUCUGCUGUUCUUCUUGUGCGCCAUGUACGCGCCCAUCUGCACCAUCGACUUCCAGCACGACCCGAUCAAGCCCUGCAAGUCCGUGUGCGAGCGGGCUAAGUGCGGCUGCGAGCCGGUCAUGAAGAGGUACAACCAUACGUGGCCGGAGAGUCUGGCCUGCGAGGAGCUGCCGGUGUACGACCGAGGAGUCUGCAUCUCACCUGAGGCCAUAGUCAAGGCGGAGGGGCCAGAUAAUUCUUACUAUCAAGACCCUGCGAAAUGUAACCCUGAGGGAAACCCAGACUUUCCAAUGGAUUCACACAAUACUAACUGCAAAGGAGCGAAUGAUCGGUGCAAAUGCAAGUCUGUGAAAUUUAAUCAAAAGACAUAUUCAAAGAAUAAUUACAAUUAUGUGAUCCGGGCAAGAGUGAAGGAGAUCAGGAUUAGAAAUCAUGACCUGAGCGCAGUAGUGGAGGUCAAAGAGGUUCUGAAGUCUUCUCUGGUCAACAUCCCUCGAGACACGGUCACUCUGUACUAUAAUUCCGGCUGUCUGUGUCCUCCGCUCACAGCCAAUGAAGAGUACAUUAUCAUGGGUUAUGAAAACGAGGAACGCUCCAGGCUGCUGCUCAUCGACAGAUCCAUUGCACAGAAGUGGAAAGAGAAAAUAGGCCGGAAAGUGAAGCGCUGGGACCAGGCUUCAAACGGGAGAAGGACCAAAUGGAUCCACCACUAAACUGUCCUUGGAAAUAAACCACACAGACAAGCCUGAGGAGCAGAAGAGCUUCAGAAAACUGAAAAAUUGCACUAUUGUACUUUUUUUUUUCCAUUUGUUUUUUUUUUUUGGGUGUCGCUUUAAUUUUUAUUGUUGUUAAAUUCUCAUUAACAAAUUGUUGCCUUUGCACAAACAAAAUGUUGGUUUGACAUUGCUGUGUUGGGAAUGGCUGGCGAGGAAUGUUGGGUAAAGUUACUUUUAAGAGUAAUGCAUUACAAUCUUGAGUCACUUUUUUUUUUUUUUAAAGAAAGUAACUAUUUAAUAACUAAAUAUGUUACAUUUUUAGGGAAAGUAAUGUGAAAGUAUGUAUUUGUUAUUUUUGUUUUUCUGUUUUUAAAGAUUAAGAUAGGCUUAAAGGGUCAGUUCAACCAAAAUUAUUUUUAUUGAACUAAAUGUGUUACUUUUUAAAGAAUGUAAUGUAAAAGUACACUGUAAAAAUCCUGGUUGCUUUACAUUUUUAAGCUGAGUCAAAUUACCCUUACCUCCAAUAAACUUAUAUUAUGUUAAACCCACUUAAAACAGCUUGCGUUACUUAUAACAUUAAGAUAAAACAUGAUUAACUUAAUAAGUUACAAUGACCUAAAAACAUGCUGUCAGGACUAAUUGAUCAUAUAAUUUUUACAGUGUAUGUAUUGUAAUUGUUAUUUUUAAAAAGUAAGAUAGGCUUAAAGGGUUAGUUCACCCAAAAUAGGAUUUAAAAUUAACGAAAUGUGUUACUUUUUAAAGAAUGUAUUGUAAAAGUACACUGUAAAAACAAGUUGACUCAACGUAAAAUUUUAAGGCAACAAUCUUCAGGACAUUUUUGAGUUUACUUAACUUAAAUCGAGUCAAGUGCAGUAACUUUGAGUCAACUCAAAAAUGUCCUGAAGUUUGUUGCCUUAAACUUUUAAGUUGAGUCAACUUUUUUUUAACAGCGUAUGUAUUGUUAUUUUUCUUUUUUUUUUAAGAUUAAGAUAGGCCUAAAGGGUUAGUUCAAUGUUGUUUAAAAGAAGUUGCCAUUACUUUUUAAGUUAAGUAAUGCCAAAGUACAUUAAAAAGAUUCUUGCUCCCUUCAUUUUUUUAGUUGAAUAAUUUUUUGAAUUUUCUUUUCAUGUCAAUCAAACUGACUAAAAUAUUAAGUUAAACUUCAUAUAAUUUUAAAAAAGUUAGUUUAAAAAAAAACCUUAUUGUUAAAAUAAGUUACAGCAACAUAAAAAUAUUUGUUGUCCUAACUUUUUGGAAUUAGUUUUUUUUUACAGUGUAUGUAUUUGCAAUUUUUUAAAAUUAAGAUAGGUUUAAAGGUUAAUUCGCCUAAAAAUAAAAAUAAAAUCUGUCUUCAUUUACUUGUUUCAAACUUGUAUGAAUUUCUUUAAUCUGUCAAACACAAAAUAAGAUAUUUUGAAAAAUGUUUGAAACCUGUAACCAUUGACUUGCAUUACUAUGAAAGUCAGUGGUUUCAGGUUUUCAUCAUUGUUCAAAAUAAGAAACUCAUAAUGGUUUGGAGCCACUUCAAGGUGAGUGAAUUAAUAAAUCUUCAUUUUUGUGUGAACUAUCCCUUUAAGAUUGUAAUAUAUCUAUUUUAAAAGUAACUUAACCCAACACUGGUGGCAAGUGUCGGGCAGCAUUUUUACCCAUCAAAGCUGAAAGGUAUUUGAGGUGCCGGUGUGGAUUAGACCUACCUUGUCAGAUUGUCCUACCUCCCAUUCAAAAAGUAGGUAGCACAUUUUGAUGACGCAAUACGCUACACAUCAGAUUUUGCUACCAGUGUAAAUUUUUAAUGUGGAGUAGUGUGAUAUGAAGCCCUAACCUAUGCACCUAAUAACCCCAAUCUCAGAACCGUUCAGAGACAGUGUUGAUAGCAUAAUCUGAUGGGUUGGAUGAAAUGUCAAGACACCAGUUCACUUUGACAUGAUGCAGCUUUCUGCGUACAAAAGCAACAAACGCACUCUCAUGCUGAAUUCUCCCCUCAGGAGGUUUUAACGUUCUUCACAAGAACAAUGAACAGCGAGAGAAGCUGAAAGAGAAUACUUUUGGCAGAAGCACAGAGACGUUGAGAUGAUCCAAGAUUUAGGAGUGUAACGUUAUUGCGGACGAUGAAAACAAGCUGUUGGGCUUUCUGAAUGAUGUUGAUUUUAAAGCAUUUUACGUGAUAAUUCCUGUAGUUCUGUUCUCUCGUAGAUAUACGCUUGAUCUUAAAUGUCAUUUGAAGUGUCAUGCAAUUGAAACUAUUGUACAAACUGUACAUAAUGCUGCAAAAGUCCAUUAUUCAGCCUGUAACUCUUCACGGAUGACAUGAGCGUGUUUGUAUGCGUCGCAAAUGACGUCGAUUUUGCAAACAGACAUUUUGUCUUCUGAGACAAACAAGAAGAUUUCUUCACUGUAUUUUGGGUUUAAGUAAAGAGGUUUCAUCUUA